Messenger RNA from Pseudozyma hubeiensis SY62, 1386 nucleotides. RefSeq lists its product as hypothetical. The record is from RefSeq and is a predicted model, not a curated record. Gene Ontology annotation, molecular function: metalloaminopeptidase activity. The transcript has a single exon. Lineage: Eukaryota; Fungi; Basidiomycota; Ustilaginomycetes; Ustilaginales; Ustilaginaceae. Gene Ontology annotation, biological process: proteolysis. Bases 1 to 1386 code for a protein of 461 amino acids.
AUGUCCGACGCUACUGCCGCGACCAACGGCGCUGCUGCGUCCGUCGACAAGGUCGCUGACAAGCUCGCCAACACAACCCUCCCCACCUCCAACGGCACCAACGGUCACUCCAACGGCGACCACAAGGACAACGACGACGAAGGUGACGAUGAUGACGACGAUGACGACGACGAGGAAGGCGACGCUGGUGCGUCUGCUGCUACCGGCGCAGCAAAGAAGAAGAAGAAGAACAAAAAGAAGAAGAAGAAGUCCAAGGCCAAGCUUACGCAGACCGUUCCACCUCGUGUCGGCCUCACAAAGAUCUUCACCAACGGCAUCUAUCCCGUCGGUGAGAUUCAGCAGUACGAUACGUCGAAAUUCAGCGAGGAGAGGAAGCGCGUCACCGACGAAGAGCUCCGCGAGCGAGAGAGAAUUGUGCAGCAGGAGGAUGGAUUCGACUACAACAUCAUUCGUCGAGCCGCCGAGGCUCACAGGCAAGUGCGUCAGUACGCGCAAAGCGCCAUCAAGCCCGGUAUGACCAUGACCGAAAUCGCUGAGCUCGUCGAGGACGGCACGCGGGCGGUCGUCGAAGCGGAAGGUUUCGAGUCCGGUAUCGGCUUCCCAACCGGUGUCUCGGUCAACGAGUGCGCCGCUCACUACACUCCCAACGCCGGCGACAAGCGUGUGCUUCAGGCUAGCGAUGUUCUCAAGGUGGAUUUCGGUGUUCACGUCAAAGGUCGUAUCGUCGACUCGGCCUUUACGCUCAACUUUGAGCCUACCUGGGAUCCGCUACUCGCCGCCGUCAAGGCAGCCACAAACGCCGGUAUCAAGGAAGCCGGUAUCGACGCCCGCCUCGGUGAGAUCGGUGCGUCGAUCCAGGAGGUCAUGGAGUCGCACGAGUUCGAGGCCAACGGCAAGAUGCACCAGGUCAAGUGUGUUCAGAACCUCAACGGUCACAGCAUCGAGCGCUACUCGAUCCACGGCGGCAAGUCGGUGCCCAUCGUCGCCAUGCCCGACCUGGACGUAAAGAUGGAAGAAGGCGAAUACUACGCCAUCGAGACGUUCGGCUCCACAGGACGAGGCUACGUGAUCGACCAGGGCGAGUGCUCGCACUACGCACGCAAGAAGAACCUGCCCAAAUCGAUUCCCAUCCGUGUCCACUCGGCGCACGGGUUGCUGCGUACCAUCAACAAGCACUUUGACUCUCUGCCCUUCUGCCGACGAUACCUCGAUCGUGCGGGCGAGAAGAACUAUCUGUUGGGGCUGAAGCACCUCGUCUCGCUUGGUGUCGUUCAGGAUUACCCGCCGCUGUGCGAUAUCGCGGGGGCGAUGACGGCUCAGUAUGAGCACACGAUCUUGCUGAGACCGACGUGCAAGGAGGUGGUUUCGCGCGGAACGGAUUACUGA